Messenger RNA from Rotaria sp. Silwood2, 1170 nucleotides. Lineage: Eukaryota; Metazoa; Rotifera; Eurotatoria; Philodinida; Philodinidae. The record is from the annotation of a GenBank genome assembly.
AUGUCAAGAAUCAGUGUCGACUUAAUACAAAUAGUCUACCUAAUUGUAUUUCUAUUUACAGUAGUUUGUGAAGCUGAACAUUCAGUUCCGGCCAGUGAUAAACAAAUCAAGAUUGCUUCACUUAAUGGAUCCAUUACAAAUGUACAAGGUAUACUUGUUGGCCACGCUUCGAAAUCAGAACGUCCUACUGGAUGCACUGUCAUUUUGUGUAACACGUCAUGUAUCGGUGGCGUCGAUGUUCGUGGAUCGGCUCCGGGCACACGUGAGACUGAUCUUCUUGAUCCAAUGAAUUUGGUGGAUACGGUUAACGCUAUUGUUUUAUCUGGCGGUAGCGCGUUUGGACUAGAUACAGCAUCCGGCGUUGUUCGAUGUCUUGCCGAAAAAAACAUGGGCUUUCCGACCUCUGAUCGUCCAGUUCCUAUUGUCCCAGCUGCCGUAUUGUAUGAUCUGAGUGUUGGUAAUGAUUCAUCCAUAGUACCUGAUGCGAACUUGGGUUACUCAGCUUGUAUGGCAGCUAACAACUCACCUGUCGUCGAAGGUAAUGCUGGUGCUGGCAGUGGAGCUACUAUAGGAAAGUUAUUUGGCAUGGAGCGUGCCAUGAAAACGGGACUCGGUAGUACUUCGAUGACUGUUCGAGAUUCUAUCACAAAUGCUACAGUCACAGUUGGUGCACUCGUUGCCGUUAAUGCAGUUGGGGAUGUGUAUAAAAGGGGAACAUUAAUAGCGGGUGCUCGAACUUUGGAUGGUAAACGUUUGCAAAACACACUAAAUACCUUACUGGACAUCAAUCCCAAUAUUGCCAGCAGUUUUCUGGCUGCAACUGCAACAACACUUGCUUGUGUAGCGACUGAUGCCAAACUCACGAAAGCUCAAGCUAAAAAAGUCUCACAAAUGGCUCAUGAUGGGUUUGCUCGAGCAAUCAAUCCAAUUCAUACAAUGUUUGAUGGAGAUGUCAUCUUCACAUUGGCUACUGGAGUUUCUCCUAUCUCAGAUGUUAAUCUCGUUGGUAUUAUGGCGGCUGAAACUGUCGAACGUGCAAUUAUUCGAGCUGUUGAGCAAGCUACUGGUCUCCCGGGUCUCCCUAGUAUACAUGAGUUGAACUCAACAGGUGAUAAACUUGUAUGCAACAUUGCUACAUUAGUGUUAAUAUUGUUCUUAAAAUGUCUCUAA